This is a messenger RNA of Cuscuta campestris, 2071 nucleotides long. The record is from the annotation of a GenBank genome assembly. NCBI's taxonomy places the organism in Eukaryota, Viridiplantae, Streptophyta, Magnoliopsida, Solanales, Convolvulaceae.
GAUCCAGAGUGCUCCCCAAAUUGCUCAAACCUUGAUGAACAUAAAUCUUCAGAGAUUGAAGUUGUUGAAGCCUCACUGUCUGAUAAACAUUUUUGGAAAAACAUUGCUGAUAUUGUGAAUCAUAAUGUUGUUCAGAGAAUUGGUUUUCCUGCUUUUGAUAAAAUAAGGUGGGAUGAAUUUGACUUGUUAAAUAAGAUUGGGUUGCAGUCUCAACAAGUUGUAGACGCCAGUUAUAUUGAAUCUGGACUUGUUACUCCCGAAAAGCAGGAAAGGUUGGUACCACAAAUAAUGAACACAAUUCAAUCAUCCUUGCCAGAUAUUAAGAAGGCGACAAGAGAUUUGCUACAGCAGACUGAUUCCAUUCUGGGUGCUCUUAUGGUUCUAAACACAACAGUUUUCAAGUCAAACAAAGGGGUAGAACUUAUUGGAAGCGGCAACACAAAAAAAGAUUCAACACCUGAAAUAAAAAGUGACGUUCAUGGAUACCCAAUACAUGAUGCAGAAAUCUUAAAUGAAACGAAAGCCGAGGAAAUGAGGGAACUUUUUACAAGAGCACAAACUGCUAUGGAGGCUUGGGCAAUGCUAGCCACAUCUUUGGGGCACCCAACUUUUAUUAAAUCUGAAUUUGAUAAGAUAUGCUUCUUAGAUAACUCAUCUACUGACACUCAGAUCUGCAGGUUGCACUUUGGCGAGAUCAAUCACGGAAAAGAUUAGUUGUUGCUUUCAGAGGAACAGAACACGUAGGUUCACAUACAUACUAAUCCUUGAUUAACAAUUUAACAUAUCUCAGGUUUAUACUUUAGAGCACUUGCUUGUCACUUUUUCCAGGCUAGAUGGAAAGAUCUGCGGACAGAUUUAAUGUCCACAGCGGUUUUUUAAGUGCAUAUGAUUCGGUCAGAACAAAGCUUAUCUCACUUAUCAAGCAAGCAGUUGGAUAUGUAGAUGAUGACCUUGAACCCACUCCCAAGUGGUAUGUUUAUGUAACUGGUCAUAGUUUGGGCGGUGCUUUAGCUACUCUCCUUGCUCUUGAAUUAUCAACAAGUCAACUGACGAAGCAUGGAGGCUGUAUCUCUGUGACUGUGUAUAAUUUUGGAUCUCCCAGAGUUGGGAACAAAAAAUUUGCUGAACUGUAUAACAAGGCUAACGUUGAACCAUUAGAAGAUAGCUACCAAGUAGAUGUUAUUGGGGAAGCCACACCUGAUGUUAUUAUGAAAGGCGAGAAGGAAUUUAUUGAGAAAAUAUUGAACACGGAGAUCAAUUUUUUCCGAGCUAUUAGAGAUGGGAGUGCACUGAUGCAGCAUAUGGAGGAUUUCUAUUAUAUUACCCUAUUGGAGGUUGUCACUAAGGCAUCCAAUGUCUAUCCAAAAGAUACCGACGCCCCUUCAUGUGGCACGGAUGAUAUGACAAAGCUUUCUUAUCUUCACGAACCAGGAGUUCUCUAUAACCUGAGAUGUAGAUAUGAUAAUGAUGAAAUUUAUACUUACACAGGAAACAUACUAAUUGCUGUGAAUCCUUUUAAAAGAUUACUUGAAUUGUAUGGCAAAUGUGUCAUGGAAAAGUAUAUAGGAACUGCACUUGGGGAGUUGAGUCCUCACCCUUUUGCUAUUGCUGAUGCUGCUUACAGGCAAGCUGUGAUGCAAGGUUUUAUGAUUAAUGACAGGAUCAGCCAGUCAAUUUUGGUUAGUGGAGAAAGUGGAGCUGGCAAGACAGAAAGCACAAAGAUGCUAAUGAAUUAUCUUGCAUAUAUGGGGGGCAGAACAGCAUAUGAGGGAUGGAGCAUGGAGCAACAAGUCCUUGAGUCAAAUCCGGUUCUUGAAGCAUUUGGCAAUGCAAAAACAGAUGUUGAAAAGUACAAAUUGGGGAAUCCUAGGAAAUUUCAUUAUCUAAACCAGUCAAAAUUUUUUGAAUUGGACGAAGUGGAUGAAUCUAAAGAAUACCUCGCCACCAGAGUUGUGGCUGCAAUACUUCUCUUGGGCAACAUUGAAUUUGUGAAGGGAAGCGAGCCUGAUUCUGCAGAACCUAAGGAUGAUUAGUCUCACUUCCAUCUUAAAACUGUGGCUGAACUUUUCAU